Oryctolagus cuniculus (rabbit) is the source of this 1245-nucleotide messenger RNA. RefSeq names its product amphiregulin (gene AREG). NCBI's taxonomy places the organism in Eukaryota, Metazoa, Chordata, Mammalia, Lagomorpha, Leporidae. Gene Ontology annotation, molecular function: growth factor activity; epidermal growth factor receptor binding. Gene Ontology annotation, biological process: epidermal growth factor receptor signaling pathway; positive regulation of cell population proliferation. The record is from RefSeq and is a predicted model, not a curated record.
AUGACACAUCAAUGAGGACUGCAUUGUGAUGCAGUUCUGAUGAUGCCCCUGCCACCCUGUGAUGCACCAUAAAAUGCUUAAAAUGUGCAGUUCUCAUGUGAAGGAGAGACGAAGCUCACGGCUUGAAAGUAGCGGCGGGGAUUACUUCACUUGCUCUUAGCUCCUGUCGAGUUGCCCCAGAGACGGAGGCGCCGCCGCCCCGCGGGACCAAUGAGAGCCCCGCUGCUGCCGCCGGCGCCCGUGGUGCUGUGGCUGCUGAUCCUCGGCUCAGGUCCCUCUGCGGCUGGAUUGGAACUCAAUGAUACCUACUCUGGGAAGGGAGAAUCGUUUUCCGGGGACCACAGCACUGACGGGCUUGAGGUCACCUCUAGGAGUGAGAUGUCCCCAGGAAGCGAGAUUUCCCCUUUGAGUGAAACGCCUGCUACUGGUGACCUGUCCUCCGGGGCGGACGAUGACUAUGCAGAAGAGUAUGAUAAUGAACCACAAGUGUCUGGCUAUAUCGUAGAUGAUUCAGUCAGAGUUGAACAGGUAAUUAAACCCAAGAAAAACAAGGCAGAAAGUGAAAAGACUUCAGAUAAACCCAAAAGAAAGAAAAAGGGAGGCAAAAAUGGCAAAAACAGAAAAAACAAAAAGAAGAAAAACCCAUGUGAUGCAGAAUUCCAAAACUUCUGCAUUCAUGGAGAAUGCAAAUAUAUAGAGCACCUGGAUGCAGUAACGUGCAAAUGUCAUCAUGAUUACUUUGGUGAACGCUGUGGAGAAAAAUCCAUGAAGACUCACAGCAUGGUGGACAAUGAUUUAUCAAAAAUUGCUUUAGCAGCCAUGGCUGCCUUUGUCUCUGCUGUGAGCUUCACAGCUGUUGCUGUUGUUAUUACAAUCCAGCUUCGAAAACGAUGCUUCAGGGAAUAUGAAGGAGAAGCUGAAGAACGAAAGAAACUUCGACAAGAAAAUGGAAAUGCACCUGCCAUUGCGUAGCUGAGGAUAACACAGGAUAUCGUAUUGGAGCCACUGCCAAGUCACAACUAUGAAUGAUGUGUUGGUCUGCUUUUCACUGGAUCAUAAGAAAAUGGCACCAUUUUGUUCUGAUGCUUUUAAACUUUCAAUUGUCACUUUUUAUGCUAAGUCUUAUUUCUGUACAUAAAGAUGCAUGGAGAUAAAAAGUAUUUUUUCAAGUUGUAAAUAAUUUAUUUAAUAUUUAACAGAAGUGUAUUUAUUUUAUGGUUCAUUAAACUUUUUUAAUCAAACUGA